CAGGCGCACCCGCGCAAGUAAAAACUGGUAUCUUGCUCACGGCACGACAAAGGGACAAAGAAACUUCACAAAACUAGUCUAGACUACCGCGGUGUUCUCGCGUUCAGACAGGCAUCUGAUGUCGGAUCGUGUCACUAGAAAGAGAGCGAGGACGGACGCUGGGGAAGACGAUCCAAUCGCAAACGAUCCGCCAAGGCAACGCGAUGAAGAAUUCUGGUACGAAGACGGAACCAUAAUCCUCAUCGCAGGAAAUGUGGAGUUUCGCAUCUACAAAGGCAUUUUGGCCGAACACUCCCCCGUCUUCAAGGACAUGUUCUCUUUGCCGCAACCGCCGCAGGCCGCACCUGACGAUCUGCCCUGCCACGUCGUCCACGUCUCCGACUCGCCUGAGGACUUGCGGCACGUCCUGCGCAUCUACAUGGCGAAGACCGACCCCAACCCGUUCACGCGGGACGAACCCACGUUCGACGCGAUUUCAGCGACGAUCCGGCUUGGACACAAAUACCAGAUCGAACGCCUCGUCGGCCACUCCAUUGAGUAUCUCAAGCAAUACUUCACGGAAGACCUGGACACGUGGUCGGAGAACGACGGGCAAGGCCCACCCGGAUUCACAACGCCCCAGGCCAUCGGCCUCGUCAACCUCGCCCGCUUGACUGGCGAAACGUCGCUGCUGCGCACCGCCUACCUCACGUGCUGCAAGCUCGGCGCGAACAUAGUCGACGGCCUAGUGCGCGAGGACGGCACGCGCGAGCACCUCUCGAUGGAGGACCUCGGCCUGUGCUUCGCUGCGAAGAGCAGGCUCACCCAGGAGGCCCUCGCCAAUGUAAUCUACAUUUUCGCGCCGCCCGUUUCCCCAACUUGCACGAACCCCACCAUGUGCGGGGCCCAGCUGGCGCUGCUCACGAAGUGCGCCGGCACAAUUUUUGCGGAACCUCUCGCGCUCAUCGGCCCGUUCGUGUCCAUCAGGAAGAUAAUGUGGGCUGCCGCCGAGAGGGAUCCUAUCCUCUGCCGACACUGCUGGACGCUACUCAAUCGCCGCGACGUGGAGCGGCGGACUGGGCUUUGGAAGCAGCUUCCCAAUAUCUUCGGCCUGAUCGAUGGCCCUUCCAAUGAAGGUGGAGACGGCGCCGGCGAAUCCGAUGGGGUGGCCCAGUAAUGUACGUUCCAACUCUUCAGUCAAUCCUCAGAUACACUGCUUCCACUCAUAACCCCCUUUCUCUCAGUACCUCGUUCGUAUAGUAAUAACAUAUAUCAUGCCGUGGAACAUGCGCCUGUCGCGUAGAAUCUUGGGACAGGACCCUCUGAGAUUCAAACAUCUCAACAUACUAGACCAUCUGCCCGAUGAGGGCCUCGUAUGGCAUGUUGACACGGUACGCUCGCGCCUGUACGCUUCUUCCACAAAACGCUAUACCAUGCUUCCC
Messenger RNA from Trametes versicolor FP-101664 SS1, 1421 nucleotides. RefSeq lists its product as uncharacterized. Bases 119 to 1156 code for a protein of 345 amino acids. Lineage: Eukaryota; Fungi; Basidiomycota; Agaricomycetes; Polyporales; Polyporaceae. The transcript is spliced from 4 exons. Gene Ontology annotation, molecular function: protein binding. The record is from RefSeq and is a predicted model, not a curated record.